CUAAGCUAAAGUCACACCAGAAGGUGGCCAAAACGGCAACUCGGGAAACUGGAUACUCCUUGGCUUCAGUAACACUCCAAGAAAUCUCCAGGAUGUAGCUAGGCAGGAGCUGUGAAGAAUCAGACAGUGCAUCUACCGCGUUCACUGCCCGAAGCUGCAUUUCCCAGAAGGGUCUGCCGUUUGUAUUAUCUUCCCUUUCAAAACAGGCUCCUCUUUUGAGCCUGUUCAACUACCGUGGAUAGCACCGAGAUUCACUUAACCUAGUCUCUUUCAAACGCACCCGAGCGGCCUUUUUCAGAAGCUCGGCCUGAUGCUGAGUGGGGCUAUAUGAGGUCUCCGGUGCGCUGUUUGAUGAGAGGACGCAAUUGUUUCCGAUGGGCCCCAGUUAAGCUCUGACGGGAAUCCUGACGAUAGAGAGCCAUCUUGCCCGCCUCAAGAAAGUCCUGACUGCAUUUCCCAGAGGACUUCGCCGCAUAACGUGAUCUCGCGUGAAUUCAGCCCAAAGCCACGCUCUAACGGGAGCCACAGGUCUUCACCUACAACUAUUAUAGUGCUGUUGAGGAGGCUUCUGCCGCUUUGGAAGCUCCCGAGGCCUGAACUCUGUCUUUUUCCAAAAGAGGAGCCCAAAGGAGGACUGGUCUUUUUCUACAAAUAUCAAAGCCAUGGCUCAGGAGUCAGUGAUGUUCAGUGAUGUGUCCAUAGACUUCUCUCAGGAGGAGUGGGAAUGCCUGAAUGAUGAUCAGAGAGAUUUAUACAGAGAUGUGAUGUUGGAGAAUUACAACAACCUGGUUUCAAUGGCAGGACAUUCUAUUUCUAAACCAGAUGUGAUCUCCUUCUUGGAGCAGGGGAAGGAGCCCUGGUUGGUUAACAGAGAAGUAACAGGAGGCCAGUGUCCAGUCCUGGGAUCAAGAUGUGAAGCCAAGAAAUUAUUUCUGAAGAAGGAAAUUUAUGAAAUAGAGUCAGCCCAGUGGGAGAUAAUGGGAAGACUUACAAGACAUGACCUUCAGUGCUCUAGUUUCAGAGAUGAUUGGGAAUGUAAUGACCAAUUUGAGAGACAACAUGACUCUCAGGAGGGACAUUGCAGUCAACCAAUAUACACCCAUGAAGGCAUGCCCAGUUUUAAUCAUCAUCCAUCCUUUACAUUACAGCAAAUCAUUCAUAAUAAAGAGAAAUACUGUGCAUCUAGGGAAUAUAGGAAAACCUUUACACAUGACUCACAGCUUAUUACACAUCAGAUAAUUCAUACUAUUGAAAAACCCUAUGAAUGUAAGGAAUGUGGAAAGGCAUUUAGACAUCCCUCAAGACUCAGUCAUCAUCAGAAAAUUCAUAUUGGCAAGAAACCCUUUGAAUGUAAGGAAUGUGGAAAAACCUUUAUUUGUGGCUCAGACCUUACUCGACAUCAGAGAAUUCACACUGGUGAGAAGCCUUAUGAAUGUAAGGAAUGUGGGAAGGCCUUUAGUAGUGGUUCAAACUUCACUAGACAUCAGAGAAUUCACACUGGUGAGAAGCCCUAUGAAUGUAAAGAAUGUGGGAAAGCCUUUAGUAGUGGCUCGAACUUUACUCAACAUCAGAGAAUUCACACGGGGGAGAAACCCUAUGAAUGUAAGGAAUGUGGCAAUGCCUUUAGUCAGAGCUCACAACUUAUUAAACAUCAGAGAAUUCAUACAGGUGAGAGACCCUAUGAGUGUAAGGAAUGUGAAAAGGCUUUUCGUUCUGGUUCAGACCUUACUCGACAUCAGAGGAUUCAUACUGGUGAGAAACCCUAUGAAUGUAAGAUAUGUGGGAAAGCCUAUUCUCAGAGUUCACAACUUAUUAGUCAUCACAGAAUUCAUACUGGUGAGAAACCCUGUGAAUAUAGGGAAUGUGGGAAAACCUUUAACUAUGCCUCACAAGUUAUUCAGCAUCAAAAUUUGUACUGGUGAUAAACCAUAGAAUAUAUGAAAUAUGUGGGAAGGCUUUUAAUUACACCUCAAAACUAUUCAACCUCAGAAAAUUAUCUUAAUCAUAAUUAUUCUGAAUAAUGUAGAAACAUGUUAUUUGUUGACUAUAGCUUAUUCAGUCCAAGAAAAAUGUAGGAAUAACACCCCAGUAGUAAAAUCCAUUUUGGAAGCUCUUUAAUAGAAUUUGUAUUUCUUUUGACACCAGGUAACUGGACCUAGCAAAUACUGAAAAUUACACAACUUUUGGCACCUUUAUAACCUUAAAAAUUAGAUAAUGUAUACUAAAUUGUAAUCCUGUGAUUUUUAUUUUCUUUUUCCCCCUAAUUUGUCAAUACUUAAUGCAUUCUUAAUCAUUUAAUUCAUCAUAAAUUUAUAUGACUCUUAAGUCCAUCUGUUUAUAUCAUGGAUUGUAAAAUACCUUUAUUUUAAAAAUACCUUUAAUAACAGAAAUGUGACAUCUUUAUUUUUUAAGACAACCUACUUUUUGCUCUUUAGAAAAUUUAGGCUUUCUUAUUCUAAAAACAGUCAUGAAAAACUUUGCACUCAGUAAACAGAGAUCCUUUAAUGGCUUCAUGGUGUGUCCUUGUGUUGCCAUAAUACCAUUUUAUCAAAUUCCUAUUGAUAGACAUUGAAGUUUCCUCCAGAGUUUUUGCCAUUACACACAGUACCCUGAUGGACAUUAUUCUUUGGCAUAUCUUUAUAUCAUGUCUCUUAUUUUAAUUACAGAAAUGAUUCAUGAAUAUAGUUUCCUUAUAAAAGAUUUAAACAUUAUAAAUAAGACAAACAUACCCUUUGAACAUUAUCCUUGUACCCAUUUUCCUUCCUGAAGGAUAGUUGUUAUCUGUUUAGUUAUCUAUUUAACAUUCCCUAGAAUUUUUCUGUUUUUAUACAUGUGUAUCUUAGUAGAAAUCCUAAAAUGGAGAUAAGUGUAAUACCUACCUCAUAAUUUUGUGUGAGAAUCAAAUAUGACAAAAUAUUUAGAAUUAUGCAUGUCAUAAUAAAUAUCAAAUGUUAGUCAUUGUUACAUUCACUGUUGUCAUUAGUAUUAUUUGUUGAAAGACCUGUUUCUUCAGGCCUUAACAUCAGGCAAGAUAUGCAAUUGAAGAAUGAUCCAUUGAGGGUAAUGAAUUAAGAAAAUUUUCUUGUCAAUUAUUUCUCAUAGAACAUGAAAUAAUCUUGGGAUUUGUUGGGGAAGGUAAUGUGUGUAAUGUGUGAGAAGGACCUUAUUCAAACUGACAUCUUUUUAACUACUUAUAAUGCCUAAUAUAAAAACAAAUAAGAAUAUAGACAAAACAUUGGUGACACUUCUGAAGAAAAAAUGUGAAAAGCCAAACAGCAAUGGUUUUGAAAAAUGGAUAAACAUGAGUAUGGAUAGAAACACAUUAUAGUUACUGAUUUAAAAUGCUGUACCUAAUACUAUUGUUUCUGAUGUAUUUGAAAACCUAAACUAUUAUUUUUUUAGGAAAAUAAAAAUGACUCAAAGGAAAGCAGAACUCUUGAAAGGCACUUACAAACAGGAAAAGGGAGAUUUAUAUGUGAAUACAGUAGCUAUUGACAAAACUCCAAACCUAAUUUUUUUUUUUUCAGGCAAAAUGUUACCAAGUGUUCAAGGAAUUUUUAUAGAUUAGAUAUAUCAUAAUAAACCAACAAUCUUGAUACAAGUGCAUCAGGAGAACAAAAAAGAGGAAACUAUCUUUGACUAUCAUCCGUAAAGAAGUUGUAAGCAUACUAAAGAAAUUAGUGAAGUAUAGGUAUCAAAAGAAUAGCAAAAGAAACCAAAUGGGAGAGUAGUUAAAAGGAUUCCCAAUGGCCAGUUCCAGCUAAUUGAUACUGGAAAAUAGGGCACCAUUUGCCAGCUCUUCUGACUUCCAGAGAAUGCAGAAAUCUACAUUUUUUAAAGUUUGUGAUGGCUCUUGAUUUCUAAAUGGCUGCUCAGAUCUAAAAGUAAACCAUGAAGACAAAGAUGUAUCGACUAUAAGUAGCAAGCAGCCCAUGGAUAACUUUUCUUCUGGACACUAGAGCUGUGACUGCAAAAGGCUUGUAGGAGGAAUUUUUAAUAGUAUAAAUCCCUUGGCACCAAGGAAAUUUAGGGGAGAGUACCAAUACAAGGUAAUUACCCAGAAUUUCUUGGAUGUGAGCAGUUUUAGGUUAAAAAUAAAGUAGCUAACUUCCAAGUAUAUGUUUUUUUCUACAUUAAAAAUUUAUCCUAAACAUCACACCAGUUAAAUAGGAUAGAGAGUCUUGCACCACUUAGCAGCAGGGGAGUGUUCUCAGAAAUGUGUUUUUAGAUAGUUUUAUUGAUGCCCAAACAUCAGAGUCUACUUACACAAACCUAAAUGGCACUGUCUACCACAUAUCUAGGUUCUACUAUAUGCCACUGUGGUAUAUGCAGUCAGUUGUUGACCUGAACAUCAUUACGUGGAGCGUGACUGUAUUUUGUGUCCCUCUGUUGAGCUAUAUAUGUUUACACACACAACUG
This is a messenger RNA of Phyllostomus discolor (pale spear-nosed bat), 4419 nucleotides long. Its product is annotated as zinc finger protein 566. Gene Ontology annotation, cellular component: nucleus. Gene Ontology annotation, biological process: regulation of transcription by RNA polymerase II; central nervous system development. Gene Ontology annotation, molecular function: DNA-binding transcription factor activity, RNA polymerase II-specific; RNA polymerase II cis-regulatory region sequence-specific DNA binding. The transcript has 6 exons. Lineage: Eukaryota; Metazoa; Chordata; Mammalia; Chiroptera; Phyllostomidae. The record is from RefSeq and is a predicted model, not a curated record. The coding region runs from base 663 to 1922 and encodes 419 amino acids.